Molecule: messenger RNA, 5361 nt
Organism: Lachnellula hyalina
Lineage: Eukaryota; Fungi; Ascomycota; Leotiomycetes; Helotiales; Lachnaceae
Gene: pet127
Product: mRNA degradation protein, mitochondrial
Exons: 3
Coding region: 1-5361 (1786 amino acids)
Biological process (GO): mitochondrial RNA 5'-end processing
Cellular component (GO): mitochondrial envelope; mitochondrion
Source: RefSeq, a predicted model, not a curated record
AUGUCGACAGAGGGGCUAACAAGCGAUGAAAUGCAGGCCAUCGAGAGACAACAAUUUGACCCUCUACCCCCGGAACAGCAGCAAUGGAUCGAUCAGCUCAUGAUAGAUAUAGGGUGUCCCAAGGAGACUAGCAAGACUCAGAAGGGAGCCGGCGCCAAGGCGAAAUCUGGACCAGCGCCAAAGAAAGAGUCUCCAAAGAAGAAGACAAAGAAGAAGAAUAAUAAUCAUAGAACACGUUCUUCGGACUCGUCCUCGUCACUAUCUUCAACACUAUCUUCAACACUAUCUUCACCACCACUUUCAGAGGAAGACGAAGAGGAAGAAAAAGAGGAGGAGAAGGAGGAAGACAGUGACGAAGAUCGUGAAGAAACGCGCCGUGACGAAGAACCCCUUUUCAAAAUCCGCACCGCCCGUGACGGUGAACCCUACCGCCUAGGCGAACACGUCCAACUGACCCUCGGAGACUUCAGUUCCUUCUUCUGGCGGACAUCCGAAAAGUACAUAAGCAUUGAGGAAAACAUCGUCGACGCAUAUUUCGAAUGCGUAAUCCGCUACAAGAACGAGGUUUAUGCGAAUAGUAUCCAACUAAAGUACGACGCGGAUCUGAAGCUAUAUAACGAGGCCAAGAGCCUACGACUACGCCCGCAAAGGACGCAACUGAAAUCUCGAGCUCGCAGCGCAAGUCCAAGGACGUUGUCUUCCCGGCAGAGUAGAAUCCGAGACAAGCCAACGUCCGAUGACUCUGAGCCCGAACCCCCAAUAUUGCCCACCGGCCCGUACCUCAAAGUCGCAUAUAUACGGAACCAAGUCUUCAAGCAAACCUUCCUCCCCGACGACGAAGACAUCCCCACAUUCAACACAGCAAUCCACACCCUCCUCUCCGACGCGCAUCUCACCGUCGCUCAAAUUCUAACCCUAGACUACAUAUUCUUCCCGCAAUUCGACUCAACGCACCACGUGCUGCUCGGGCUUGCCCCGCAACAGGGCUUCGUAUUCAUCAUCGAUUCCAUACAAGACACGCACGAGCGCGACCAAUUCCCCGCCGACGCCCUUCUCGCACUAGCCCUUUACAUCUGUCCACCCAGUUCCUCCUGGCCGCUGUAUGGGAAAUGGACAGCGAAGCCGGAAAGGGAGAUAGGGAAGUUGGAUAACAGUCCGCCGGCCGUGAAGCAGGGGGAUUUCUAUAAUUGUGGCGUGUUUACGUGUACGAAUAUGAUGUGUUUGGUGUUUGGGUACCGCUUGAUGUGUUAUAGACAGAGGGAUUUGAAUGGGGGGAAGAGGCCGCGCAUGGCGGCUGAGUUGAUGGCGCAAGGGUUUGGGGAGGAGCCGUUUAAGUAUCGACUGUUCGAUGUGCCGCGGGGGAUUGAGGAUUAUAAGACGGGAUAUGCGUAUGCGCCGCCUGGAGAUGAUGAGGAUGGUGUGGUUGGGACGGGAGAUGAAGCUGAAGCUGAGCAUGUGGAUGAUGAUGAUGGGGAUGUGGAGAUGGAGAUGGCUGAUGUUGCAGGUAUCCCACCACCCUCUCGCCGUCGCUAUCGCUCUCGACGCAUCCCCUUGCACCUCUCACCAGCAGCAGAGCCUCCAUCUGUACCUUCACCUUCUUCUCCACCAGCACCAUCCCCUUCCCCUCAUACCAAAGAGCCCAAACCCGAACCCAAAUUCAAACAAGAACAAGCACAAGAAACCUGGCCCCCUCAAUUCAACUCCCUCCACUACUCCAAAGCCGGUUUCAUCUAUGCCGACCCCACCAACCUUGUCGCUCCUUACCACACGCUCUCCCACACCUCUAUCGUGCGUGCUUGCCUCCUCUACGGCAUCCAGCAGAAGGACUAUGAGGUCUGGUAUCGCGAGCCGUUGUGGUUUUUCCGGAGAUGGUUUUUGAAUGAGGUGGCAGCAAGGUUGAGUGCGUUGAGUGGAGGGUUGAAGAUUAUGGGACAUGUGGAGGUCGGGGUUGAGAAGGAAGAGGGGAGGCGGAAAGCCCCUGUCCGCAGAGAUGAGCCAAAACGCGAAGCCCCAAAAAAGUUUAAGAGCUUCAACACGACAAGCCGAAUUUGUUCCUCGACUUCGUCCAUCACUCUCUCCAUGUUCGCAUCACUGUCUCGCGGGAGCACACGAAUUGGCAAGCCAUACAUAUGUUCCUCUUGCCUAUCAAACCUCCUCGCCCCCUCAGAUCCCCAAUUCGCACACCUCACUGCGACCUGUGUCAUUCAAACCGCAUCAUUCUCUUCGACAAGGCACCAUGGCAAGUCGAAAAAGAAAGAACAGUUGGGUGAGGCAUCCAAGGAGCCUGCGGUGGUGAAAAGGGACAAAAAGUUAGAGUUGGCUGCGCAGAACCUUUCUAAGAAGCAGUCCAAGUUGAUGAGCUCGGAAUCCACUCCGAAAGAUGAGGCUCCUGAUACUACGGAAGGAUCGAAAACGGAGGGUACCAGUAAAGCUUCUGCAAAGAAGGCUACCAAGCCUCCCAAAUCCUUGGGCGAGAGAUUGAAGAAGAAGAGAUCAAAGCAAGCAGAGGAUAUCGAAUUAGCCAAAGCUAUCAUGGCUGCGAAAGUGCUCGAACCGACGAAAUCAACAAAAUCAACGGAACCAGCGAAACCAGCGAAACCAACGAAACCAGCGAAACCAACGAAACCAGCGAAACCAACAAAACCAGCGAAACCAACAAAACCAGAAAAACCAACAAACCCAAAACCAACAAAACCAGAAAACCCAGUUGCAAACCGGAAGAAAGGGUCAGUCGGGAAGGUCCAAAAACCGAAAGUAAAGGCAGCACCAGCGAAAACAACGACAGUUGAUACCGCUGCACAGAUCAAAACUCAUAUCGGCGCACAUGGAGGAGGCGCGGCCAGAAACGCACUGGUCCAAGCUAUCCAGGGUAAAGUGCAGACGGUACGUAAAAGCGACCAAGCCGAGCUCUUGAAAAUUCGAAAGUUGGUGACAUCUGGACUGCCUCAAAAUCGUCAAGCACUAUCCAUUGGUCAAGCUAUGGCGAAAAUAUCGGGGCGGAAAAAUAGUAGACGACCACUAGGACAACCAACAAUAAGAAAGGUCGGCAGUGUGAACAAAGUUACUCAAAUUGGAAAAUUGUUGACAGACCCUGAAAUCGAGACUAUAAACGCUUCAAGUCUGGAGCUUGUACCUAUUCAGCAAGAGCAAUUGCAAGUUCCCAGUCUUUCCUACGGAUUGGAAAGAGUGUUGUUCAACCCAGGCGUAUACCAACUACAAGACCCUCGGUCCCGUGUCUUCAAUUUUGAUCCUUACUUGGAGACGAUUAUGCCAGUCACUGAAUUCGAUUUCACUUUGCUAAAAAAGUUUAUCACAUCUUCACGGGAUAAAACUCUAUUAUCAACGGCGGCGGCGGAAAAGAAAAAGUACACUGGUUCGACAUCCAGUAUGACCUCCACGCUUUCACAUUUCCAUUACCUGCUGUCGCAGUGGCGGCCAAUUCAUACCGGGGUUCUUUCCAAGAGCUUUCCGGUUCCAUAUGACACGUUCACAGGGUUGCAUCGUGCACCGACCUCUAUGUUUCUGCGAUACAGGGACGGUGUCUACGCCAUCGACGCUGACAAACAGUACGACACCGCAAAUGUUCUCAGUAUGCUCGGACAGUCGAUGGAGAAGCUUCUUACUUUGUCGACCGAAGAGUUCGAGCAAUACAGGAAGCACAGCAUUGAUCCUCCAUCCGAAGAGGAGCGCAGCAAAUCCGAAGCUUAUCAUUAUACCACAUUGGGUGACUUCCUGAUGAGAUCCCAGCUGGACGCCCAUGAUCCCAGGGUUCCCGGUACUGGCAUGUUUGAUCUCAAAACCAGAGCAGUAGUCUCAAUUCGGAUGGACGUCCAACAAUAUGAGCAUGGCAGUGGGUACGAGAUUCGCGGCCGUCACGGCGAAUAUGAGUCCUACGAGCGAGAAUACUACGACAUGAUCAGAUCUGCUUUCUUGAAAUAUUCAUUGCAGGUUAGAAUGGGUCGCAUGGACGGCAUUUUCGUUGCUUUCCAUAACAUACAGCGAAUCUUUGGAUUCCAAUACAUCAGUCUUCCCGAAAUGGAUUACGCAUUACAUGGCGCCGAUGACGUGACAACCGGAGAUGCAGAAUUUAAGCUCAGCUUGUCGUUGCUGAACCGCGUUCUUGAUCGUGCCACGGCUCGCUUCCCUGAAAAAUCAAUACGGCUUUUCUUUGAAACGAGGCCUAAGACGCUUGCGGAAGAAUCGGUCCCUUACAUGUACAUCUUUGCAGAACCUAUAGAAGAGGAGAAGAUUGAGAAAAUCCAAUCUACAAACAAGGAAAAGAUUGAAGAAUUCGAGAAGACGGUUCUGGGGUUGCAUCGGGAAGAGAGCGAAGAGGAGAAGAAGGAACAAUGGGAAAGUCUUCAAGCUAAGGUGCAAGCGAGUAUAGAGAAUGACGAGAUCAACCCAGGAGAAGUGAAUGGUGAGAGUAAUGGGAGUGAACAAGAUGGUGUAGAUCCAUUGGCGUCCGAUCUCGAAUCUAAUGAUGUUGAUGAAGUUGAAGAGCUUGACGAGGAGACCCAGCACGAUGACUUGGAAGAAAGGGAAUCCGAGCUUGAAGGAGUUGAGUCGGACGAGAUCAUUGACGAGGACGUAACAAGUCAAGAGCAGGGGAGUGAUGUGGAAGAAGAGUUCAGUGUCAUCAAAGGCCAAGAAGAAGAAACGUUGCUGGAUGAGGAGAGCGGCAAGGAAGAUAAUAUUAUUGACGAGGACGUAACAAGUCAAGACCAGGAGAGUAAGGUGGAAGAAGAGUUCAGUGUCAUUAAAGGCCAAAAAGAAGAAACGUCAAAGGAUGAGAGCGGCAAGGAAGAUGAUAUCAUCGACGAGGACGCCUCUAGUGAAUCAGAAGAAUUAGUCUCCACCGAGACUCUCGAGCCGGAACUCGUCGAAAAUGAAGAUCUCAUUAUGCCUGAGCCCACACAGGAGGACAUCACCACAGCUACCAAAUCCCCAUCCCCAAAUACCGAAGAAGAUGCCUUAGUCGAAGACAUGAUGGCUGUCACCAACGGCGGUGACGGCAAGCCACUUCUAGCCAUGUACCUUACGAUUCGCAACAAAGUAAACGGCGAAUUCGUUACACGCCCCAACAACCUCAAGCCAGAAGAUGAAUGGAAAGUCGAAUACGCGCUUGCCGAAAUAUCCGAUUCAGAAAAGGCGCGCAAAUUGCUAGAAGCAUCGCAGAGGAGACAAGCGGUAGCGUUGACGAAGCAGAAGGAUGAUGGUAGUGAGAAGGCAUGGAACAAUGCGUAUAUUGACAAUAUCAGAAAGUUGAGUGACCAGGGGAGGCUGUAUCGGAAAGCGGUUGAUAAGAAGGAGAAGAUGAUGCCGAAGAAGGUGUUGGACGAGCGUGAUGAUGUUGAAUAA